UACCGCCACAGCGACAACCGCCGCCGUUUGAUAGGUGAGUGUCCGUCCGCCGGGCCCCGGAGCCUGACAAAGACCCGGUCCGGUUUACACACCCGGAACAGAGGACGCCUCUAGAAGCCGUAGGCUCGGAACAGUGCCUGUGAGACCCGGUAGUACCGAGCUGAGCCCACCGAACCAACCCAGCUACUAUCAGAGUCCCCUCUACAGCCCCGAGAGCCGGACACCGGCAGCUGCGAUCCGUCAGCCCCGCAAACCGGAGGAUAUCUGCCGCUAGCAGACCUCGAGCUAACAGCACCAUGCCCUCCUCCCGCUGAACCGAACCGGCGGACGAAGCGACACCCUGUUGCACACCGCGGAGCUAACGUUGUAGCGUCCGGUCACCGCUCACCCUCCGUGGAGCGGCCGAGGAUGGUCGCGGGGACAGGGUCCGUUACGGAGGCUCGUUCCGGCUUUGCCCGCCUCGCUGGACCCGAACACUGCGGGACUCGGUUCAUGUAGCCGGGCCAACGGAACGAGUUGGUCCCGCUGCGGUGCUCUGGGCCCGCUGCAGGGUUCCUGCUCUCGGCCCAGGCUGCAGACAUGCAGGCCGCCCAGCUGCAGUACGACUUCUUCAGCGAAGACAACGCUAGCAAGUGGAGAGGCCUGCUGGUUCCGGCCCUGGAGAAGGUGUUGUACCAGGUGCAUCCAAACCUGAAGUCCCAGCUGGAGGCUCUGCAGUACAUCGAGGAUCUGAUCCUGCAGCUGCUCAGCAUGUUGUGUCAGGCUCAGCCACGCACAGUGCAGGACGUGGAGGAGCGAGUUCAGCGAAGUUUUCCUCACCCCAUCGACAAGUGGGCGAUCGCUGAUGCUCUUGCUGCACUCGAGAAGAAGAAAAGGAAGAACCCGCUGGCCCUUCCUGUCGAAAAGAUCCACCCCCUGCUGAAGGAGGUUCUGGGCUAUAAGAUCGACCACCAGGUGUCAGUUUACAUGGUGGCUGUCCUGGAGUACAUCUCAGCCGACAUCCUCAAGCUGGCGGGAAACUACGUGAGGAACAUCCGCCAUUUUGACAUCACCAAGCAAGACAUCACUGUGGCCAUGUGUGCCGACAAGGUGUUGAUGGACAUGUUCCACCAGGACGAGGAGGACAUUAGUCUUUUACCUCUUUUGGAUGAGGAGCCAUUGGCCAAUGAGGAACAGAGUUACUAUGACCUAGUGAGGAGCUUCAUGGCGGACAGCCGGCAGUACCUGAGGCAGCUCAACCUGCUCCUCAGGGUGUUCAGGGAGCCCUUCAUCUCCAGCCCCAUGCUCUUCUCGCAGCACGAGGUGGACAGCAUCUUCAGCCGGAUCGUAGAUAUCCAUGAGGUGACGGUAAAGCUGCUGGGUCUGAUUGAGGACACUGUGGAGAUGACGGAUGAAGGAAGCCCUCAUCCUCUGGUGGGCAGCUGCUUUGAAGACUUGGCUGAGGAGUUGGCCUUUGACCCCUAUGAGACUUACGCUCAGGACAUCCUGCGUCCUGGUUUCCAUGAACACUUCCUGAGCCAGGUGACCAAACCAGGAGCUUUGCUCCACCUGCAGUCCAUCUGUGUCGGUUUCAAAGAAGCUGUUCGGUAUGUUCUGCCCAGACAGCUGCUCACUCCUGUUUACCACUGUCUGCACCUGUUUGAGAUGCUCAAGCAACUGGAGGAGAAGAGUGAGGAUGAGGAGGAUAAGGAGUGUCUGAGGCAGGCUAUCACAGCUCUGCUCAACCUGCAAUCCAGCAUGGAGAGGAUCUGCUCCAGGAACCUGGCCAAGAGGAGGCUCAGUGAGUCAGCGUGUCGUUUCUACAGCCAUCAGAUGAAGGGAAAGCACCUGGCCAUCAGGAAGAUGAAUGAGAUCCAGAAGAACAUCGACGGCUGGGAGGGGAAGGAUAUCGGCCAGUGCUGCAACGAGUUCAUCAUGGAAGGCACGCUGACUCGUGUUGGCGCCAAACAUGAGCGCCACAUCUUCCUUUUUGACGGACUCAUGAUCUGCUGCAAGUCGAACCACGGGCCACCACGGCUGCCCGGCGCCGGCUCCACGGCCGAGUAUCGCCUCAAAGAAAAGUUCUUAAUGCGCAAAGUCCAGAUCAACGACAAGGACGACAAGGAGGGCGAAUACCGGCACGCCUUCGAGAUUAUCCUGAAGGAUGGGAACAGCGUGGUGUUUGCUGCCAAGUCUGCUGAAGAGAAGAACGGCUGGAUGGCGGCGCUGAUCUCACUGCAGUACCGCAGCACGCUGGAGCGCAUCCUGGACAAAGCUCUGCUGCAGGAGAAGGAGGAGCAGAUGAAGCUGCCGUCGGCUGAGGAGUACAGCUUUGCCGAGCCUGACUCUGAAGAGAACGUGGUGUUCGAGGAAAACAUCCAGUCCAAGUCUGGGAUUCCCAUGAUCAAAGCGGGGACUGUUCUAAAACUGAUUGAGAGGCUGACCUACCAUAUGUACGCAGAUCCGAACUUUGUCCGGACCUUUCUAACCACCUACAGGUCUUUUUGUAAACCUCGGGAGCUCCUGGACCUGCUCAUGGAGAGGUUUGAGAUCCCAGAGCCAAGGUCGACUGACACGGAUCAGAUGGAGGAAGGAGAGCAGCUUCUUAGCGCAGACCUGAAACGUUUCCGGAAAGAGUUUGUUCAGCCAGUUCAGCUCAGAGUUCUGAAUGUGUGUCGUCACUGGGUGGAGCAUCACUUCUAUGACUUUGAAAGAGACCCUCACCUGCUGAGUCAACUAGAGGAUUUCAUUGCUUCAGUCAGAGGUAAGGCCAUGAGGAAGUGGGUGGAGUCCAUCACUAAGAUCAUCCAGCGGAAGAAGCAGGUUCAGGCGAACCUUCCCAAUCACAGUAUCACCUUCCAGAACUCUCCUCCACCCAUCGAAUGGCACAUCUGUAAACAAGGAAACACUGAGCAGUUCGACCUCAUGACUCUUCAUCCCAUCGAGAUCGCCCGCCAGCUUACUUUACUUGAGUCCGACUUCUACAGGGCGGUGCAGCCAUCGGAGCUAGUCGGCAGCGUCUGGACCAAAGAAGACAAAGAGCUCCACUCUCCCAACCUGCUGAGGAUGAUCCGACAUACCACUAACCUCACGCUGUGGUUUGAAAAGUGCAUCGUAGAAACGGAGAAUUUAGAGGAAAGAGUCGCUGUCAUUUCUCGGAUCAUUGAGAUCUUGCAAGUUUUUCAAGAACUCAAUAACUUCAAUGGAGUUCUAGAGGUUGUCAGUGCCAUGAACUCCUCACCUGUCUACAGACUGGACCACACCUUUGAGCAAAUCCCAAGUCGACAGAGAAAAAUCCUGGAAGAAGCUCAUGAGCUGAGUGAAGAUCACUACAAGAAGUAUUUAGCCAAACUGCGCUCCAUCAACCCUCCCUGUGUCCCGUUCUUUGGAAUCUAUCUCACCAACAUCCUGAAGACGGAAGAGGGAAACCCCGACUUCCUGCGCAGACACGGCAAAGACCUGAUCAACUUCAGCAAGAGGCGAAAAGUUGCAGAGAUCACCGGAGAAAUCCAACAGUACCAGAACCAGCCAUACUGCCUGAGUGUUGAGACCGACAUCAGGAAGUUCUUCGAGAACCUGAACCCAAUGGAGGACAUGUCAGAGAAGGACUUUGCUGAUCAUCUGUUUAACAAGUCUUUGGAGAUUGAACCUCGAAACACGCGAUCAUUGCCUCGUUUUGUGAAGAAGUACACCUGUCCUCUGAAGUCCCCAGGGAUCCGACCGACAUCUGCACGGCUCGGCACCAUGAGACAUCCCACACCUCUGCAGAAUGAGCCCAGGAAGAUCAGCUACAACCGGGUCACAGAUAGCGAGUCUGAGGGGGGCGUGGUCUCUGCUCCGAACUCCCCUCGCACACCGCUGACUCCACCCCCAGCCUCUGCCGCAUCCAGCUCCACUGAUGUAGGCAGCGUGUUUGACUCGCCUCAGGGUCCCAGCAGCCCUUUCCAUUCAACCUGCGACAGCAUAUUUGCUGUUAUCUCUCUGCCUCACGGCCCACGAUCCUCCUCAGUCUCCUCAAUGAUGAGUUUCAGUCGGACUUCAGAGGACACAACCAUUCCCCCUCCUGUUCCUCCACGCAGAAGACCAGAAUCAGCUCCUUCUGAGUCUUCCCCCUCCAAGAUCCAGUCAAAGUUGGAAAGCCCCCCUGCUGUGCCGCCUCGGCAGCCCACUUAUCGGUUCUCCUGCAGUAGGUCUUGCCUCUACCUGCUGGUUGCUGAUCAGACGUUUUGCUCAUUCAUCUUCAAAGGAUGGCUCCGCCCCCAUCAGAGAUAUCGUACCACGUUCUCAGGAAAUCUUUCACCUGGGCUUCCCAACUACGUUCUCAUCAAGAAGCGACCAAUUUUCUGAACAAUGUUCUUCAGUACCAGUAGAGAAGCACCCUCAUUAGAAUGCAUCAAUAUCCCCUUUUCCGCUGGCUCGUUUUAGCCGGCGUGACUCCGCUCUACUCGGUUUCGCUUUACUCUGUACGGUACCAGUUGUGUUUACACUGACCCGCCAACGGCUGAAGCUAUGGCGACUGAAGCCCCGCCUCCAGCCAUGAGUGUAGAACGCUGUGCUGCUGUUAACUACUGUGUGACAUUGUCUCAUUAAAAUAAUCUGUGUGAAACAAUAAAAAACCUAAAUAAACUAAAUAUUAUUAAUGUUCAUAUCAUUGGAUAUGUAAGAAUGUCUUAUAUGUGUGUUUUAUGUAUAAAAUGAUCCACUGUGAUAAUUAUCUGGACCACAGCCCAGCCAGAACUUAUAAAAUAAGGCUCAGAGGUUCUGAUGUGAGGGAGGGGGUUUCAGAUGAAGCAGGGAGGAGAGAUGCUGCUGUCUGGAUGGUGAAGCUCCAAAGUUUGCCUGAAGAACAUUUUGGGCUUUAUGAGGAAGUUCUUGUCUCAUCCAUGGCAAUAAUGAGGGCCAGGAAGCCCAGAACCACAGACUCCUGACCGUGGGGAAGUCAGUUUUAGGUUGGAUGUUGGAUCUUCGUGUUCCAUAGAUUCAGCAGGUCUUCCUCCCGUUUGACCCGAUGCAGACAAUCUGAUUACGGGCAGCUGCUCUCUGCCUGCUCCCUCCUCCUGCUGAUGCUGGUUCUCUGAAGGACCGUCAAUAGAUGUCAGAACCAAACCCGAUGUUUCAUGGUGGUUUGUUUGUGCGUCUGAUCAGCUGGUUUAGGAUGUUAUUAACUACAGCGCCCCCUACCUGCGUGUCAUUCAGAAAGCUGAUGUGUCCUUUUUCUUUUCUUUCAGUCUUCAGGCUGGUUUAUGAUUAGUAAAUAGUUCAAUUAUAUUUGGGUUUGACCCGCUCCGGCCAUUGUGGUCCUUAAUAUUAUUGUAGUUCCUCUUGAGUUUUAUUUACUUCUCCCUGCUCUGCCUCUUGGAAAAC
Messenger RNA from Girardinichthys multiradiatus, 5343 nucleotides. RefSeq names its product son of sevenless homolog 1-like. Gene Ontology annotation, biological process: positive regulation of GTPase activity; Ras protein signal transduction. Gene Ontology annotation, cellular component: plasma membrane; nucleosome. The record is from RefSeq and is a predicted model, not a curated record. NCBI's taxonomy places the organism in Eukaryota, Metazoa, Chordata, Actinopteri, Cyprinodontiformes, Goodeidae. The coding region runs from base 580 to 4326 and encodes 1248 amino acids. The transcript is spliced from 25 exons. Gene Ontology annotation, molecular function: structural constituent of chromatin; guanyl-nucleotide exchange factor activity; DNA binding.